Messenger RNA from Mesoplodon densirostris (Blainville's beaked whale), 1628 nucleotides. It is a transcript of the gene ARL8B, whose product is annotated as ADP ribosylation factor like GTPase 8B. Lineage: Eukaryota; Metazoa; Chordata; Mammalia; Artiodactyla; Ziphiidae. Gene Ontology annotation, molecular function: GTP binding; GTPase activity. Gene Ontology annotation, cellular component: lysosomal membrane. The record is from RefSeq and is a predicted model, not a curated record. Gene Ontology annotation, biological process: anterograde axonal transport; protein transport.
GCAGCGCGGGGACGAGCGUGGGGGGUAGGGCGAGUCAUAUGACCCGUUCGGCUUCCUGGCUUCGGCCGCUGCAGCCGCCAGCCCGUGCCCGCCAGCGUCGCGCCGGGGUCCCGAGGAGCCUUUGGGGGGUCCGGGCUCAGGCCCACUUGUGUGGAGGUCGUGCCACCGCUGCCUGCCCGCUCACCCGUCCGUCCUUCCUCCCAGCCGCCAUCAUGCUGGCUCUCAUCUCCCGCCUGCUGGACUGGUUCCGCUCGCUCUUCUGGAAGGAGGAGAUGGAGCUGACGCUCGUAGGGCUGCAGUACUCGGGCAAGACCACCUUCGUCAAUGUCAUCGCGUCAGGUCAAUUCAGUGAAGAUAUGAUACCUACAGUGGGCUUCAACAUGAGGAAAGUAACUAAAGGUAACGUCACAAUAAAGAUUUGGGACAUAGGAGGACAACCCCGCUUCCGGAGCAUGUGGGAACGGUACUGCAGAGGGGUCAACGCUAUUGUCUACAUGAUAGAUGCUGCAGAUCGUGAAAAGAUAGAAGCCUCUCGAAAUGAACUACAUAAUCUUCUAGAUAAACCACAGUUACAAGGCAUUCCAGUGCUAGUACUCGGAAACAAGAGAGAUCUUCCUAAUGCCUUGGAUGAGAAACAGCUAAUUGAAAAAAUGAAUCUGUCUGCUAUUCAGGAUAGAGAAAUUUGCUGCUAUUCAAUUUCUUGCAAAGAAAAGGAUAAUAUAGAUAUCACACUUCAGUGGCUUAUUCAACAUUCAAAAUCUAGAAGAAGCUGAAGCAUCUCCUGAAGUCUUCCAGUCCUUCCUGGCUAUAAUCCUAGAAUUAUUGUCCGUUCCUCUGAAGUACUUCCCAGAAUAUGGUCCUUCCUAAACCCAAGAAAUUGCCUUUUUCAGAGUUUAUUUCUCAUGUGCACUGCUGAAGAUGUGUAUCCUUAAUCCUUCAUAAAGAAUCAGCUAGAGUUGUCAUGAUAAAGUCAGCACCCAAAAGGCUUCUUAUACAUACUUGUCUUAAACAGUGUGUAGAGCUUUUUUUAAAAAAACCACACUUUUGACCACCUUAAAUCAAGAAAAAUUGCAUAUUUCUGUUCUGGUCUUUCUGGGCCAGGUUUUUAUAUUGGUUUUCAGUAAUUGUCUGUCUAUGAUAUUUCAUUAUAGAGUCCAGUAGCUUAAUACUGAUACUGACUUGAUACAGCAUGAAGUUUCUAGGGCCACAAACAGUAUUUAGAAAACCUUUAGCCUGACUCAUGUGGGAUAGAAACAAAAUGUUUACAUAUCUCACAAAUGCAUGUGAAAUGUAUAAUUACACCUUAGGAAUUUUAAAAAUGGUCUGCAAAGAGUGAAUAGAGGCACCAGAUCAAUGUUGUUGUUCCUUCUUUACACAGGCAAGAUCUUGGGCAAUGAAUUUUAAACACGUUCUGCUUUCUGAGAGUUCUUCUCCAGGUAGUUGGGGGUACAGGAGGAACUGAGCCGUGCUGUUUUGUAUCUGUCCAGAUCAUUACUUCUAUAGUUUUUCUUUUCUUUUUCCUGGUUCAACACACUUUUUUUAAGGGGUUGGGAAUUGAAGAUUUUCUCAAAAGCUUUCAUGAAUUUAGAGCAUUCCAGCCAAUACAAUAAAACGUGUUAAGAAUGUCA